AUGGAGCUCAACCUCAGCCUCCGGCGUGGGGCUGCUGGAGCUGGGGGUUCUGCUGGAGUUGGAGCUGGUGGUGCUGCGGGUGCCGUGUCGCGGCCGAAGCCUCCCUCCCCACAGCGGCUGCGUGAGUGGUACGCUCGGCGCUGCAGCCUCCGGAGCGGCGCUCCUAGCGCUGGGGUGCCGCCCGCUGGAGGCCCUGGUACUGCUGGAGGUACUGCUGGUGCUGGACCAGCUGGUGGUGCUGCCGGUGCUGGUACUGCUGGAGGUGCUACUGGUGCUAGAGCUGCUGGAGCCGCUGGUCCUGGAGGUGCUCGUACUGGAGGUACUGGAACUGCUGGGACUGGAGCUGCUGCGGGAGUUGGAGCUGGAGGUGCUGGGGCUGCUGGAGCUGCUGGUGGUGCUGCGGGAGUUGUAGCUGGAGACCCUGGGGCUGAGGGUGCUGGUGCUGUCUCUGCUGGUUCAGGAGGUGCUGCGCGGCCGCGGCCGUACUACGUUCCGCUCCUUCAGCAGGUUCUUAGCCUCCCUCCCUCUACUAAUCCUACUCCUCCCCUACUAAGUCCACCGCCUGUCCAGUCGCAGUCACAGUUACAGCCUACCUCUCCGCUGCCUGGUCCUUCUCCUUACGCUGGGCCGACUAGAGGUCUUACGGAGCGACGUGAGCCUGAGUCUCGUCUUGUGUCGCCUGAGUCUCGUCCUGCGUCGCCUGAGUCUCGUCCAGAGUUGCAUGUCCGCGCUGUCCGCACUGGUCGUCGUGUUCUGCAUGAGCGUCCUCCUCCUGUCCCUGGCACUCACUAUAUGACUCUGCGUCCUUCCACUGCUCCACAGCGUGUCCCUCUGCCGUCUCCUCCUGCGUCCUCUCUUCCUGACGGUCCGGACCCGGAGUCUGACUCCCUUCGUGCUGCCAGUCCUACUGUCACGCGUUUCCUCGCCACUGUUGUCACUGACCCUACCUUUGAGUCCACUGCUGCGUCUGCUCUAGUCGCUGAGCUUGGAGACCCGGAUGCACCGAACAUCCCGACCCCGCGCUCUUACGCAGAGGCGAUAGAGGGUCCCUACUCCUCUCAGUGGCAGUCAGCCAUGGACGCAGAGAUGGCUUCCUGGAAGUCCACAGGCACCUACGUCGACGAGGUUCCCCCCCCUGGGGCGAACAUCGUCAGUGGCAUGUGGAUUUUCAGGGUGAAGCGGCCGCCGGGUUCUCCGCCUGUCUUCAAGGCGCGUUACGUUGCACGAGGCUUCAGUCAGCGUGAGGAAGUUGACUUCUUCCAGACCUUCUCCCCUACCCCGAAGAUGACCACUCUUCGGGUUCUGCUGCACGUCGCCGCUCAGCGUGACUACGAGCUCCACUCUCUUGACUUCAGCACUGCUUUCCUACAGGGCAGCCUGCACGAGGAGAUCUGGCUGCGCCGCCUACCUGGCUUCACUGGGUCGUUUCUUGCUGGUACCCAGUGGAGCCUCCGGCGGCCAGUCUACGGUCUCCGCCAGGCACCCCGUGAGUGGCACGACACGCUGAGGACUACUCUUGCUGCUCUUGGGUUUGCUCCUUCUACUGCUGACCCGUCGCUGUUUCUACGCACCGACACCACUCUGCCGCCGUUCUACGUUCUCCUGUACGUGGACGACUUGGUCUUUGCUACUGCUUGUCAACGGGAGUUGUGUUUGGCCCCGUCCUCGCUUGGGCGGAGCCGACUUCGUGGUCGGAUGUGA
Closterium sp. Naga37s-1 is the source of this 1701-nucleotide messenger RNA. Lineage: Eukaryota; Viridiplantae; Streptophyta; Zygnematophyceae; Desmidiales; Closteriaceae. The record is from the annotation of a GenBank genome assembly.